This is a messenger RNA of Saccoglossus kowalevskii, 4381 nucleotides long. RefSeq names its product sodium- and chloride-dependent neutral and basic amino acid transporter B(0+)-like. Gene Ontology annotation, biological process: amino acid transport; nitrogen compound transport; sodium ion transmembrane transport. Gene Ontology annotation, cellular component: plasma membrane. NCBI's taxonomy places the organism in Eukaryota, Metazoa, Hemichordata, Enteropneusta, Harrimaniidae. The record is from RefSeq and is a predicted model, not a curated record. Gene Ontology annotation, molecular function: glycine:sodium symporter activity.
CUUCAUUUUUUAACCACUUUCUCUGUAAACCUCAGUGGUGGAGGCUCGUCCUGCGUGCAUUUGAAGAAUUUUACUCCCCUCGUCUUCCGAAAUAACAUCUAAAAAUGUCGGAGGCUGAUAAGCAGUCCUUCCAAAACAGUAACUUGCAUCUAGUGGAUGCAGACAAAUCUUCCAAAGAUGAACCAGAGGGAGAUGAGAAUCCAGAACGUGGUAACUGGGGGAGCCAGGUAGAAUUCAUUCUAUCUUGCGUUGGUUAUGCAGUUGGUUUGGGUAAUGUGUGGAGAUUCCCCUAUCUGUGUUACCGAAAUGGCGGGGGUGCCUUUCUUAUUCCUUAUUCCAUUAUGUUGGCAUUUGCGGGAUUGCCGAUCUUUUUUCUUGAGCUGUCUUUUGGUCAGUAUAGCAGUAGAGGUCCAAUAGAAGUAUGGAACGCAGUUCCCAUGAUGAAAGGUGUAGGGAUCGGCAUGAUGUGUGUAUCUGCGUACGUUGGCAUAUCGUACAACGUUAUUAUCACCUAUGCAAUCUAUUACACAUUUGCUUCGUUUACAAAGACUCUGCCGUGGAUUGGCUGUGAUCAUGAUUGGAAUACAGACCUGUGUUCUACAUUGGCAGAGGACUGUCUUAGUAAGAAUGGAAUCAUCAAUGACACAAAUCACUGUGUAUACAUCAGUAACCUAACAGAGUCUGAAUUAAGUUACUACAAUGUCUCACUACCAGACAACACUGAGCUGUAUACUGACCCAUUCGAGGAUCAAAGGGUUCGUCCAAGUGAAGAAUAUUGGCUUCAUGGUGUACUACAAAGAACUGACAGUAUUACUGAAACGGGGUCAAUAGUUUGGCAACUAGCUCUCUGUCUGCUGUUAGCAUGGAUUAUUAUAUUCUGCUGUUUAUUUAAAGGAGUAAAAUCAUCAGGAAAGGUUGUCUACUUCACAGCAACAUUCCCGUACGUAGUACUCUUAAUUCUUUUGAUCCGUGGUGUGACACUGCCAGGCUCUGAAGACGGGAUUAAGUUUUUUAUCACACCUGUAUGGGCAACUUUGAGCGAACCACAGGUAUGGUUGGAUGCUGCCGUUCAGAUAUUCUACUCAUUGAGUGCUUCUUGGGGAGGUCUGAUCACUUUAUCAUCCUAUAAUAGGUUCCAUAAUAAUUGUUACAGAGAUUCUUUGAUUGUGGCAUUGUUGAAUUGCUGCACCAGUGUUUUUGCUGGAUUUGUCAUAUUCUCAAUUAUUGGCUUUAUGGCACAUGAACUUGGCAAGCCGGUGGGAGAAGUGGUCGACCAAGGUUUUGGUCUGGCAUUUAUUGCAUACCCUGAAGCAGUAGCACUCCUUCCAGUGUCUCCACUUUGGUCAUUCUUAUUUUUCUUCAUGCUCAUCACUCUCGGUUUGGACAGUCAAUUUACUAUAAUGGAGACGGUAUCUACUGCUAUAGUGGAUGCUUUUCCAAACCAGCUUACAAAGCGCAAGACUUUCAUUGUACUGUUAAUGUGUAUUGCUGGAUAUCUUCUUGGUUUAACAUGUGUUACGCAGGCUGGAUUCUAUUGGGUGGAAUUGUUAGAUUCCUACGCUGCUAGUUUUGCACUCUUACUCUUUGCUGUAUGCGAGUGCAUCAGUAUUGGAUGGAUUUACGGUGUCAAGAGGUUCCAGAAUGACAUCCGAACUAUGAUCGGUUCCAGCUAUGUUGACUUUCCACUCUUCAUGUGGUGGCCACUUAAUUGGUGUGCAAUUACUCCUGGUAUACUAACCUUUGUCUUGAUGUUUAAUUGGAUUAACUGGGAUGAGCCUGAUGUAGGUGAACAGGCUGUGUGGGCCUCGGCAAUCGGUUGGUGCAUAAUUAUCUCUUCAAUCAUGUGGAUUCCUAUUAUGUGGGGUUACGAGUUUGUCAAAAAUGAUGGCGGAUUGGCUGAGCGCUGGUACAAAAUGAGCUCACCAACAGAGGUGUGGGGUCCUGCUUUACAGAAAUUCCGUAAUGAAUCCUGGGAAAUGCACAGAAGAAAGGGAACAACCAUGGGAGGGAAGUUGAAAUUGCCUGAACGGAACCACGUCGCAACCAAGGAACCAGCUGUCCGAUAUAUUGCAAAACCUGGUGAAGAAGGUUAUCCUAAUAUUUAAGUACAUAUUGAUGUUGAGAAGCAAUUCUAUGGUCUACAUUGCAACUUAUAUUGGUAAACAAGACGGAAACCAUAUCUCGUGCAUUUGCAAGCUUUUGAAUCUUCAGACCCCGGCAAAAAGAUAAGAAUUGUUUCUCGUAUGUUUCAUAAGUAUUCCAUAUAAUUUGCUGUGGUCCAAAUAUAAAGUUAAAACCACCAUCCAGUAUUCAUUUUUUAUAAGCAAUGUUAAUAACUUUUUUUUUAAUAACAAUGGGAUGGAAGAGGGAAAUUGCAAAUUUUUGAAAAUGUCCAGUUAAAGAAAGAUGCUGUUGUAUUUCAUUGCACGGUGUAAUCUGAGUGGCAAGUAGUCAAAGCUGCCGUGUUACUCGUUAAAAUCAAGUUCAUUACAUACAAGCUUUUUUAUUUUGUUGUUCUGUCUGGUAAAUAUUUUAAAUACUAGUAUUAUGGUAAUUGAGUAUUUAAUGAGGAAAAUAGUGUGAACAAUUGUUUUUACAAUGCGUCUCGGUGUAUAACAGCAGCAGUCUUCACUGUAUUACCAUAUAGAUGUAUUGAUUCAAAAUUGUGAUUUUAAUCUUUCCCAUAGUUAGUUUUUAAUUAUAAACAGUUGAAAUCAUCUAUUCCUUGAAAAAAAAAUGUUUUUUCCUGUUUUUGUACCUGUAUUACUUUUAGUGAAAUCAACAUUGCAAAUUAAUAGCUAUUUACAGGCUUUGUGGCUGGUUCUUGGAAUAUUCAAUCCGAAAUUUUGUUAGUUCAGAUACCUUGAGUUGAAAAUAGGAAUCGUCGUUGCAAGUGAAUUAGCUAUUUAGUCAUUCUUGCAUUGUCCAAUCAGAAAACUAAAUUCUUCUUCAGUGUGAGCCAUGCCAAAUGAAUGCAAUUAGUGUCUUGCAUGUGAAGCUGUUUUCCGUCACACAAACCCCCUCUAUGCAUUUUAAUAAUUAUUGAAAGUGAACUUUGUCACUGCAGCUUUUACUUGUGUUUAUUUUAGUAUUCUUUCAUUAUUUUGAUAUUAAAUAUUAACAUUGAUUGUGGACUCAGUCAUGUACAGGAAUUCUUCGGUUAAAAUAAUUAAUAAAUUAAUUUUAAUUUUUUUUAUGGUGCAUUAAUAUGUAUAAAUUGCUGGUUUUGUAACUAGAUUUCCAUUUUGAAGUCUUCCAUUAAGUUUGUAGUUUUCGUGUAUGAUUAUUUAGCUGUUGCUUUCAGUCUACUGUACAAAUUAGAUUUUCACUUUAAUUGUUAAGGUAGAAGACUACUCAUGAUUUCAAAUACCCAGAAUUUAUUCAUUUUUAAUAAAUUGUACUUCCGGGAAAUAUAAGGAUAUUGACUUUAAAAAAGUUGGCGGUCACCAGAUUAAUUUUUGAGAAAAUCAUAGUUGUAUUUUGGUGGAUAGUGGGCAUGUUGACUGUAUUAUAGUGAUGUUACCAUAGGUUCCUAUGGCAGAGAUAUUAUGCCAUAUCUCAAAUUGUAGGCUGGUGACAUAGGCUGAAAAAAUAAUAUAUUGUUAAUGAUGGGAUACUUUUUUGUUUUUCUGAUUUUAUUUUUUUUUAAAUCUGGGUUUAAAAAAAGUCAAAAAAUGCAAUUUUUGUUUGACAUUGUGCUCUAUGGAAUUGUUCUAAACAGUGAUUUUUGAAAAAUAUUAGGACAAGUUUCUUAAAAUACAUCACUGUAACACACAAAAGAAUGCUAUUUUAUGGUGCCAUGGUACAAUAGUUUCACGAUUUUACAUAAUAGACCAAUGAACAUUGUCAUGCGAUUUAUGACCAACUUUCUCAAAAAUGAUGGGUAGGCUUCUACCAUAAAACCAACAAUUAUUUGUUGGGAGACGAGUGUAUUUAUGUCAGAUGUGUCUUGGGUUUAUGGAUGAGCCCAUUCUGACUUUUGAUGAGUGCUUCCAUUGUAUGUCUGGAAUAGUGCAGUGAAAUUACUCAACCUGUUUCGUUUCUGACAGACGGUUCAGAAAAGUAGUGUAAUUUCACAAUUCAAUCUUUUGAAAGCUUCACAAGAGAAUUGUAUUUGAAAUAGAUUACUGAUACAAACAUUGUCCAUGUAUUCUUAGGUGUCUUGUGACAACAUAAUCCCAUCAGACACUCCUUACAUAUAGCAAUAGUCUUCAGUCUACCACUGCAGAAAUUAAAAUUUAAAAAAUUUUCCCAUAAUAUAAUGUACAAUAAUAUGCUGAAAUUAUUUUUCUACAUAAUUUUAUUCUUGUAUUGUGACAACCAGUUUGUAAAUUUUUAAUUGUAUGUAGUGCCUAAAAUAAUAAAAACAAACUAACUAUAA